GAGAUGGCGAUGCUUAUCAAGCCCGCGGGAUGUGCGGCCGAGUUCAUCGGGAUGUUCCUCUUCGUGGCUUUUUGCUGCGGCACUGCCACGGGCGUCGCCGGGACCAGCGGGUGGGUUCAGCAGGUGGCGCUGACGUUCGGGUUCUCCAUCUUCGUGCUCGCGAGCGCCCUCGGGCGAUGGGGGCUUCAGUGCAACUGCGCGGUGACGUUCGCGCUCGCGAUCGCCAAGCUCUUUGGCAUCGGGGACAUGGGCAUUCUCCAGGCGGCCGUGAACCUCGUCUUCCAGGUCCUCGGCUCCGUCGCGGGGGCGGCGCUGGUUGCACUGAUCAAGGAGACGGACAGCGACAGGACUCCAGACGGCGUGCCUGGCGGAGGGGCACUCGGCUCCAACAUGCUUGCGGCCGACAUCGGCAUUGGGGAGGCCCUCGCGGGUGAAGCUUUGGGUACCUUCUUGCUCGUGUUCAUGGUGCUGCAGGCCGUCGUGGACAAGACGAAAAACGUUACGAUGCCUCUGGCCAUCGGCGUGGCCGUCUAUCUCGCCCACUCCAUCCUCAUCCCCAUCGACGGGUGCUCCAUCAACCCGACCCGAACCAUCGGGCCCGCGCUCGUCGCGACGUUUCUCCUCGACAGGGUCACCGAUGAGGUCAGCGACAAGAUCUGGGAGGACAUGUGGGUCUUCUGGGCGGGCCCGCUCUGCGGGGCGCUCCUGGCGGUCCUCGCCCACGUGGCGAUGCACAAGCUGCCGGGGCAGCCCGACGCGGGCGAGGAGGAGGGAGAGGCCAGCCUCAGGGACGACGUCGACAAGUCGAUCUGA
Messenger RNA from Prorocentrum cordatum, 813 nucleotides. The record is from the annotation of a GenBank genome assembly. NCBI's taxonomy places the organism in Eukaryota, Dinophyceae, Prorocentrales, Prorocentraceae.